Polyodon spathula (Mississippi paddlefish) is the source of this 3740-nucleotide messenger RNA. Its product is annotated as protein N-terminal asparagine amidohydrolase-like. The transcript is spliced from 20 exons. Gene Ontology annotation, biological process: transcription initiation at RNA polymerase I promoter; ubiquitin-dependent protein catabolic process. Lineage: Eukaryota; Metazoa; Chordata; Actinopteri; Acipenseriformes; Polyodontidae. Gene Ontology annotation, cellular component: nucleus. The coding region runs from base 1780 to 3315 and encodes 511 amino acids. Gene Ontology annotation, molecular function: RNA polymerase I general transcription initiation factor activity; protein-N-terminal asparagine amidohydrolase activity. The record is from RefSeq and is a predicted model, not a curated record.
AUUCCAGGCUAUAAGGCAACAAAAGGUGAACAUUUUGAAAGGGGGUGUAGACCUUCUAUAGGCACUGUACCUCAAGAGUCAGGACAGCAGCGAGCGACACAGAAGAACACGGCGUUCGCUUUAUUUGAUUUUUUUUGAAGAAAAUGCCAUUGAAGUUGGAAAACAAGAAUGGAUAAUAUAAUUUGAUGAGUAUAUUUAUUAAAAAAAUCUAAGCAAAAAGAGAAAUGUUUAUGGGGUACAUUGGCCAGCUGGUGGACUGAAGCCUGGGGGGAAAGGGGAACUUCUAAAGAAGAACCCCAAAUGUUAGCAAUAGGUAAGACAAAGUUUAAUUUAUCAAUAUCGCAACCUACUAAACCAGCUUAUAAGAGUUAUACUAAUGUGAAAUUAGUACUGUGGGUAUAAAAAAGUAGUGUACUGCAAGUAUACUUAUCUAUAGUAUACUACUUAAAAAAAAAAAAAAACUGAAUAAGGGAGUAACUGAAGGAUAUAGGCAUGUGCAUUUAGUGCUCUUCAGCUGUCCAGUUUGUGUUAGAAUGUAGUAUACCGUACUUGUAGUAUGUUAGUUUACUUGCAGUAUAUUAUUAUUUUUUUAAAUAAUAAAAAUGUAGAUCACUAUACCUGUCAUUCUCUGCCUGCCUAUCUGUCUAUCUCUGUAUCCCUACCUAUCUGUGUCUUUGUCUCUCUGCUUGUCUCUGGCUGUUUUCCUGUCUGUCUCUUUGUCAGUCUGUGUCUCUCUAUGCCUUACAGUAAUGCAUUCCCGAAGGUGUUAUAGUACUUUAAUAUUUAAUAUCCUGACGCUCAGUGGGUCUCAGUCCUAGUCCUGCUGAGUCUACUGGGUUUUGUUCCAACAGAACUCUCAAUUAUUGAUUAUUAAUUGAACCCUUAAUGAAACUAAUAAUUGGUCUAAUCGGAGCUUAAUAAUUUAAACACUUGGAAAUGUCAAGUUAUGUAUAAAAUUGUAUUAAGGAACUUGAAAUUCCCAACUUUUUAUAAGAUAAACAAUUAAAGUCUAAUAAAGCAAAUAGUACGUAAUUGAGAGGACAACUGGGAAAAAAACAAACAAAAACCCAGCAGACACAGUGGUCUGCAGGACUGGAGUUGAGAACCAUAACGUCUGCCCGGAGCUUACCCACAGAUUUAUAAAUAAAAUAUAAAAUUACAACUUCUGGGAUAUUUAUAAUAAAAUAGUUGCAUUAUUUUUAGGGGACUGGCAGACUGUCUCAAAUAAAGCGGUGUAUCCUUCACUAUGGAAAGGAGGAAACCCCUUCCAAGUGUCAAAGGAAACAUGACAAAAGAAAACGGCAUUCACACCCCAAUGAAUCUUCUGAUGACAGUGACACUGAGAGAUUCCUGACACAGACAAACAAGACUUCCACAGAUGAAGAUCUUAGAGAAACAUCAAAAGAAGAAUUGAAAGUUCGUAAUGAAGUUUUACAAAAACAAAAUAAAACAAGAAAAUGAUAACAAGAAAAGUGAUCAGGCUUCUUAAAGACUAGAUCAAGUCGCUACCACACAAAAGAUACCAGAAGUUCAAAUUGGGAAUUCAAACAAUCAUCAAGCAGCCAAGGAAUACCAAGAUGAGAACGGCCAGGUUUCUUAUGCCAAUCCUCCGUGAGAAGUUUCCUUUUAUCAACAAGUCUGCAAGAACAUUGGAGUGCUAAGUGCACAGCCUGCUGCGGAUCACAGUGACCUUCCCAGUCCUGCAGCACGAGGUCCUGGAGCUGGGCAUCAAACUGGAUGUGAGCGCCCCGCGGAGAGAUAUUGAGGACGCAGAAGAAAAUGCUGCCCAGGGGGGCUGAUGGGAAUGGAGCCUCCCAAGAGGAGUGUCUCUUUGAUAUGGAUGAAAAUGUGUCCAACUCCUCCAGCCCCUCAGGGGGCGAUGUGAUGGCUCACGUUGUGGCUGACCGGCUGGAUAUCCUUAUGAUGGUCCUUCUGGCAUACAUCAAAGACAUCUGCUAUGUGAAUGGCAUGCUAGAGCUGACUCGCACUAAGGAGCUGUAUCAGGACCUGGUUGCUGUCUUCGACAAGCUCAUCCUUCCCACGCACGCCUCCUGUCACGUACAGUACGUCAUCUUCUACCUCUGCAGCUUCAGACUGGGCCUGGCUGAAGCCUUUCUGGAGCACCUGUGGAAGAAGAUACAGAGCCCCAGUAACCCGGCUGUGAUUCGGCAGUCUGCCGCAGGCUACAUCGGCAGCUUUCUGGCCAGAGCCAAGUUCCUUCCCGUACUGAAGUAUCAGCUGGUGCUCUGUUACGCCAUUAUCGAGCGUAAUAACAGGCAGCUGCUUCCUGUGGUGAAGAGCAGUCUGGGAGGGGAUUCCGUGACCACCAACUCCAACCCUCUGGACAGCUUCUUCCCCUUUGACCCCUACCUGCUCAAGAGGUCAGGGAAAAUGAUCCAGCCCAUUUACCAGGUCUGGGAGGAGGUGAGCGUGUGUGAUGUGGGUGGAGCCAAGUGGCCUGUUCAAAAGGACAGUGCUAAGGUAUUCCGCGACAGGCUGCCAGAGACUGCUGUUGACACAAAAUGCCUUCUGUACGUUAAGCAGAGGGAGUUUGCUGCCACGACCCCAUCUGACUGUUCUGUCACUGUGCUUGGAUCUGAUGAUGCCACAACCUGCCACAUAGUGGUGCUCCGACACACAGGAAGUGGAGCGACGUGCCUGGCCCACUGUGACGGCUCCAGCACAUGGAGUGAAGUGCCCUUGAUCGUCAAGGCGGUGAGGUCGUUAACGAAAAGCACAGAGGAGGGAAGACUGGAGCUGCACCUUUUCGGGGGGUUUGAUGAUGAAAGGCACACUUCCCACAAGCUCAGCCUUAACCUCCUAGCGGCCUUCAGCAAGCAGAAUGAAGAUAUUCACUUGGAAACAUGCUGUAUCACUGAGCUGAAUGACAUUGUGGUGGAAGGAAUUCACAGGCCUGUGGUGUAUGGGAUAGGGGUGAAUGUGAAAACGGGGGAGUUGUUCCCAGCUACCUUUUCACACAGAGGUCCAGAGGAUGAUCUUCGGUCAGCCAGGACCUUCACUGGAGGACAGAUGGCUAAUGUCUACGAUUCUAGCAGGGAGGUGGUGACAAUUGGACCUUGCAACUGGUCUCCGAACCUGGACAUUGGCUUCUGGCUGGCACAGGAUGAUGAGACGAUAUUGCAGUACAUGUCCACGUCUCCUCAAGUGGAGCCUCCUCACUUCGUUGCCCACAUGAAAGCCACGAUACAGUUCCUUCUGGAGAACCCCAACUCUGAGGCUUUUUUCCCGGAGGGAGCACCCAGAUUGUACCAGAGGACUUCCGAGGGAUUGUGGGAGAGGCAAGCCGUCCGCUAGCGUCAAUAGGAACCCUAUCAAGAGGCCUCGGAUGAAGGAUGCAUUACGGUAUCCACUCACUGCAGUUUGAAUUUCCCAGACUUGAUUAUGAGCAUUUAGUCACACACAAUGAUCCUUGCGAACACCUUAUAACAAAACCCGGACUGAACCAAACUGCUAUUCUGGACCUUUGUUUUUUUGGGGGUUUUUUUGGUAUCCCAUAAUUUCCUACUCACGAUCACCACUAAAAAAACCUUUCUACUGCACAGAAUUUCCAAGGCAAAGAUUGUUUUAUUUAGUCUUAUUAAUUGGAAGGUUUGGCUAUCUUUGUGCGGAAAGAUUCUUUAGGACAUUUUACUGAGCAGUGCAUACUGUGAGGACAGACAGUAUACAGGUUGACAGAUUGAAAAUGAACAGGGAAUAAAAUAGCAUGUAUCAGUUUUGUA